Messenger RNA from Anolis sagrei ordinatus, 7305 nucleotides. RefSeq names its product bromodomain containing 10 (gene BRD10). Gene Ontology annotation, molecular function: protein binding. Lineage: Eukaryota; Metazoa; Chordata; Lepidosauria; Squamata; Anolidae. The record is from RefSeq and is a predicted model, not a curated record.
GCCCAAAACAACGCAACGGCUCGGGGAGAGGGAGAAGCGGCGGCGGCGCAUGCGCAGUCGGGCGGGGAAGGCCCUCCGCCUCUCCGCUCAGUGACAGAGACAGGCAGGCAGGCAGGGCGGCGGUGUCCCUUCAGUCCCGCCUUGAGGAAGGCGCCGAGGACCGGGGGACAUGUGAGGGGAAGCGGGUCCGUGCGAGGGGAGAAGGAAGGGGUUCCGGGCCUCCUCCGGCUCCCGCAGGCCUCCUCCUCCCGGGGAAUGAACCUCCCUCAGCCCCAGGAGGAGGAGGAGGACGGCGAAGGCAAGGAGGGAGGCAUGGAGGAGCAGGCCGAGGAGGGCCCCGCCGCCCGCGGGGGGGAGCAGAGCCUGAGCCCGGAGCUGGAGCACGCCCACCGCAUCCUCGGCGAGUUCCUGCUGGAGAAGCACCGGCCUUUGGCGGCUCCCUUCCUCGGGCCCUGGCCCCCAAGCGAGGCCUCCGCCUCUCCUUCAGGCCGCGAGCAGCAGGCGCCUCUCCUCCCCGCCGGGGAAACCUCGCCGCCGCCGCCCGGGAUGGGCCUCCUGAGGAUGGAGGAGAAGUUCGCCACCGGGCAGUACAGAGGCAUCGCCGACUUCGUGGGGGACUUCCGGCUGAUGCUGGAGGCCUGCUACCGGCUCCACGGCGUGGACCACUGGCUCUCCAAGCAGGCCCAGAAGAUGGAGGGGAUGCUCGAGCAGAAGCUGGCCCUGCUCUCCCGGCAUUUGAGAGAGAAGACAGCAAUAGCAGUAACAUCUAAAGGGUUCUAUGGGCUGGAAGAUGAGAAGGGAACAGCUUGUACUUCAACAAGGCGUCGUUCUACACCACGCAGUUUAGCAGGCUUGACCACAGGCGUGUUUGAAUCCGUAAUGGUUCAGGUUCUGAGACAGGAAGAACAACUGAGAGCAAAAGAAGAAAAGAGGCUUCGAGAGCAAGAAAGAAAAGAGGCAGAAGAAGCUAGUCAAAAAGAAAUUGAAGAAUGGGACAAGUCCCUGUUAUCUCAAGCAGCACCUUACCGGAUGGAAAACAUGUGGGAAAUUCCAGCAAUUGGUCAUUUCCUAUGUUUAGCACAAUAUAUUUUAAACUUGCCUGAAAUAGUAUUUUACGAAUUGGAACGCUGCCUUUUGAUGCCACAGUGUAGUGCUUUUUUGUCAAAAAUAAUGACUUCUUUAUUGAGUCCUCCACACCGAAGAGCUACCUUGCAUCGAAGGCCAAGUCUCCCUUACAGGGCUUGGGAAGCAGCACUUAGGCAGAAAGUACAGCAAUGGUAUACCGCGGUGGGACAAACUGAUAACCCUGAAACUUCUGCAGAAAAACUUGGUCUGUGUCCUCAAUUUUUUAAAGUCCUUGGCGAAACUAAUCCCUUGCAAGAAAGACCAUUUCAUGAACUCCCGUUUUGUCAAAAAGUAUGGCUACUAAAAGGCCUUUGUGACUUCGUAUACGAAACCCAAAAGGAUGUUCAAGAUGCAGUACUUGGGCAGCCUAUUCAUGAGUGCAGGGAAGUGAUUCUGGGCUAUGAUUACUUAGAACAUGCCUAUGUUCAUUUCCCACAGUUCUGUGGUGCCGAUGUACGAAUAUACAAACAGAAGCCUUUUCGUGCUCCUGAAUUUCCAGUUCCUCCCAUUAAGGUGAAAAGGGUACCACGUAUUAAAUUAGAGAAAGUAAAAUGUGAAAAUACCACUAAAAGUAAUGGAGAAAUUAGUCCUACGGAGUUGUUAUUUGAAACAAAAGUGGCACCUGGAAAAAGCAUUUGUUCAGCAAAACCCCACUUGGACCUUUUGAAUGUUGUACCAGAAAAAGACAAACCCAGCUGUGAAGAAAACAUUCAUAAAGACUGUGACUUUAUGACAGACUGCUGUAAAGAAAAUAGAGACAGGGCCAUAGUUCCAGGAGAUAAUGCUGGAUUUGUGGGGCCUUUAAGCCCAGGAGAAAUUCGGAUUGUGGAAAAUGGUGAAAAAUGUGUUGAAUCUUUAGUAGUGAAAACGGAGGCCACUCCAUUAAAAGAGAACACUCUUAAAACCUGCCAGUUGCAUGUGAAUGGGAAUCACUGUGACAAUCCGGACAUGAAUUGCCACAGAGCUCCUAAAGAUGUAACUCCAGACCUCUCUGUAGAAAACAAAACACUAAAGUUUAGUAAAAUACGAGCAAAGAAGAAGAAAAAGAAGAAAAAGAAAUUGAAAGAUAUUUUGAAUGAAAGCCUUCAGCGAAAACGUGAGCUUCACCUCCAGUCACUGAAAUCUUAUAAACCUGAGAUACAGAAUAAGUUAUUCCUGAUGAAAAAGAAAGCAAAACACAAGAAGCACAAAUCUGGAAAGAAAUCCAUAUCUAAAAAAACCAUUAUAAAGAAAAAAAAAUCCAUUACAAAACCUGCUGUUCCAGAAUUUCAGCUUAUUUGCACUAAUCUUGAUGAACUCAGGGAAUUAAUUGGAAAAAUUGAGAAUGAACUCAAAGAUAUGGAGAAUAUCAAAAAGAAAUCGGGAAGGUGGUAUCAUCGAAAGCAGGCUGUAAAGGAACUACACUGUACUUUGAUACGACUGCUAAAUGAAUUGUUACCAUGGGAACCAAAACUCUUGAAGGCUUUCCAAAGGAACAGGUCUCGAUUAAAGAAGGACUAUGAUGACUUCAAAAGGCAACCAGAUCAUGAUAAAUUUACAAGAGAACAGUGGACUAAUGAGGAUGGUGAAGUAAAUACUGGCAAAGAAGUUUCCAGCAUAUUAACCAGUGACUCUUCAGAGCACACUGAGUUUCUGCAAAGGGAUUACACUGAUGUUAUGAAACUGUCAGAAAUGAAUUUUGCUGCAGGAAAAUCCAGACCACUAAGAAAAGAACUGACUUGUAGAGAAAUCCAGAAGAGAGUGCCUAAACCUGUUAAACGUCAGUCUAAGCAAAGUAGUUGCCUAGAUGACAGCACAAUUGAGUUUUCACCAAGGAAACGGCUUAAAUCAAGCACAAGCGAUGCUACAGUCCAUAGUAUAGAAAAUGACCUCUCAGUAGAUGGUUGUUUGACUAAGCAAAUUGAAUCCUCAUUUUCAGACUCAAUGGACACAACAGAUUCUCCAGCCUCAACACCAAACUUGAUAAAAGGGACCAAACCCAUCCAGGCCUUGCUUGCUAAGAAUAUUGGGAACAAAGUGACCUUAACAAGUCAGCUGCCACCAACUGUAGGCAGAAGCGUUUCUACUUCUGAAAAACUGAUAAUGACACCUAAAGGUAUCUCCCCAGUCAAACCAGUGUUGCCCUGCCAGACCAAUUCCAAGAAUCCUUUACAAGUAUUGUAUAAAAUGCCCGAUGGCCAAUGUGUGCCAAUAGACCUGCAAAACAAUUCAGUGAAGAUUCAAGUGCAGCCUGUGGCUGAUGGUAAAGCAGGAGAGAAGUCCACAGGAGAGAAAAUCAUGCAGCAAGUCCUCAUUUUGCCCAAAAAUUUCCUUAUCCAUCACAGAGACAGUAAAAGUGGAGGAAAAGAAAGCUCAUCCUUGCAGCAAAAAGCUACUGAACAGCACGGCAUCUCUCUAACCCAACCAACAACUAUCAACACUACUUUAGCACCUGUGCUUCCAGCUUCAUCUCACAAUGCUGCUGCCACAUUUUUGCCCAGCACAAACUUUAAAAAUUUGACACAAGGGGGUAGUACAGGCAACAGAUUUUCAGCAUUGCCUUCUAUAACCCCCACAGGGAAUAUAUUAACUUCACUGGUGAAAAUGAGCCAAAGUGAGGCUACUAAAACUAAGACUGUAGUUUCAGCUGCCUCAUCUCCUGUUGCUUCACCCACUGUUUCCUCAGCCGUUCAGACUCUGACAACCACACUACCGCAAAGUGUUUCUGCUUGCACCAGCAGUUCCUCGCCAAGAUUAGCAUCUCCACAAAAAAGUGCUGAUGUUGGUGAAGCUAAACAAGAACUGAAAACAAUCUGUAUCAGGGAUUCACAGUCAAUCCUAGUUACUACGCGAGGUGGGAACACUGGGAUUGUUAAGGUACAGACAAAUUCAGACCAGAUUUCCCCAAAUAACUUAGCCCCAAAUUCUGUUUUCACAUACGCAUCUCAGCUUCAGGCAUUUUUAGUGCCAAAAUCAACACAGUUGUCAAACUCUUCAGCUGUAACAACAGCCAUAUCUAGUUUCCCAGCACUUAUUCAAUCUUCUCCAACCACUCCUGCUUCCAAUACAUCUCUUCCUGCUGGUAUAAAUCAGGAAAUGGGGAAAAACAUUGCAGUUGCAUUUGGGCAGCCUCUUAACAGUGGUGGCACCAUGGGUCAUGGUUCGCAAAAAACCGUACAUGUAUCCUCACCUACCUUCCUGUCUCCCAUACCAUCUAAAAUUGUAAUGCCACCAGCAGCAGCACCAAACAGCUCUGCUAAUGCAGUCUCUCCAGGAAACAUUGGUCAGAAUAAAACAUGCAAUACUCAGCUUCCUUUGAGGAAUCAACAAGUUAGUAUAAAUUGUACAAAAUAUCCAGUUACGCAGCCCGAGUCUCUGCCCAUAAACAGUGGAACUGUGGUGAGUGGUGCUCAGAUUCAGAAACUUAUGUUGGUCACAAAUCCUCCCCUUCUUCCUGCCUGUGGAACUGCAGGAGUGAAUCUGAUCCCUGCUUCAACAUGCACUGGUACAACUGCACAGAAAGUGGUUUUCAUUAAUGCUCCACUUGGCAAUAUUCAGUCAAACACCACUUUAACUCCAGAAUCGUUUAAACAGAGCUUCCCUUCUUCCAUAGGCAAAACAUAUGUUAAAAGUGCAGAGCAGCCUCAGUUAGUCCUCAUUCCAUCUACUAUGGGGACCUCAAUAAAAGUAAAUGCAUCGCCAACUGUUUCUCAGAUAAAAGAUGUGAAAAUAGGACUUAACAUUGGUCAGGCCAUUAUAAAUAGCACAGGUAGUGUUCAGAGUGUACCACCAAUUAAUAUCAUGCAGCCUGCAGCUUCAAAAGAUGCAGAAGAGAAAAGUAGCCAGGGCAUGAUUUUGCCAUUGCCAACAUGUGGUGCUUUGGUUCCUUUACAUUCAGAUUUGGCAUGUCAGAGUGGUACGCCUGUCAAAGAGUCUCCAGUUGCUACCACAAGAGCAGCAGUUGCAUCCACAGUAACAACAAACACGUGUUUAGAACCUGCUUCUCUGGCAUUGAGUGGACCUACUACUGGAGCAGGGCCUACAAUCUUGGCUGGUGGAAUAGAUACAUCAACAAAAACGACAUCCAUUGUAAACUCCCGAUUGCGCCCCUCAAAUGUUGGAAAUACCAUGGCGAUAUCGACUGUGAAAACAGGACACCUUUCUUCAUCUGUUCUGAUUUCAACUACUCAACCAGCAGCGUGUCAUCCAAAUUUAACACCUAGUUUUCAAUUGCCAAGUACGGUUGCUUUGCCUGCAGCUGCGAAUGGCGCCCCUCAAAUGAUGCCCACUGUCUCCCAGUUGCCAGGAGUCCCGUCAGCUGCACAGUGUUUGCCCCUUUCAAAAGGUCAGCCCCCUACAUUGGUCCACUUUCAGCCACAAGGAGUUCCAGCCACAGUGCCAAUAAAUGGAAGUUCUCAAAAACCUCAAACGGCAUUGCCCACGAAUGCACCAAAUACAGGCAAAGUCAUUAGUGUUCCUAAUGUAGUCCCCCUGCCUUGUCAACUGCUGCCUAAUUUUGUAAAGCCAGCUCCUGUUUUCACAUGUGCUCCUGGUGCCUCCACCACCCACACUGUUCCAGUUUCACCACCUGUAGGUAAUAACCUGGGAGGGCAGUUGAAUGAAUCAUGUAUUCAACAGAAAAUAAUUAUUAACACGUGUACACCUUUGGCACCUGGGACUCAGAUAAUGAUCAAUGGCACUCGCUUCAUUGUUCCACCUCAAGGGCUUGGAGCUGGCAGCCAUGUUCUUCUCAUCUCUACAAAUCCAAAACUCGGGCCUCACGUAACACCUAAUAAUGGCCAUGGGAUUCAAGGUGUAUCCCAUGCUGUCCCCGCUCCCCAGAGAACUCCCCAAGUGUCUAGUAAUACUCUAAGUUGGCAGCCCCCCAAGCAGCCUUUGAAAAGCUUUACCAAAAUUGUUAAUUCUCUUGGGACUACCAAUCCGCUUCCAGUUGUGCACCCGACACCACAAAUCGUGAACAGUGCUACAAAGCCAAGCACUCCAUCUUUUCCAACAACGUUGUUUACAUCUUUGGCAACAGCCACCCCGUCUACUUCUGUAGCUAAGACAUCUUUGGCUGCUGUGACUCACACUGGUAGCUCACAGCUACAAGGCAAUACUCCGGUGCUGCAUCUAGAUACGUCUAUCAAAAAGCUUAUGGUGAGCCCAGAAGGGGCAAUUUUGAAUGCUAUAAAAACUUCAACCUCAAAAACCUCUCCAUCUUUCUCUGCUGACGUAGUUUCCACAAGCAAAAGUCCUGCUGCUGUCUUCCCUAACUUUUUGAACUCUACCUUAGGUGUACCUGACACAGCUGCAUCUUGAACUUAACGCAAAUGAGCCGUUAACAUGUUGGGGCAUUCUUUUGUGUACAUCCUUAAUUUAUAAUUGUUUCUCUUUUUAAAAAAAAUAAGCUCUUACUCUGAAACAUACCACACAUGGGGGUCAUGUACAUGGACCCAAAGCAUGUGAUGGCAAUUUUGUAUAGAUGGAAUCCGACAGAAAGGGAAUUGGACUGUUUUGCAUGCUACUCCGAAUUCAUGGGUUGAAUGGAGUCAGGAUCCUUCACAUGUCAUAUGUGUUAUUUGCCCAGGUUGCCAUUAACUGCUCAAAUUUCAGAGCAUUUACGACAUGCCCAAAGGGGUUUUGUGCAAAAGGCGGUAGUUGAUAUUUUAAAAUGGCUUCAUCUUAGAUUGCAAUUGUUUUGUGUUUUCCCUUUAAAAAAAAACAUGGUUAAGAAAACACUUCUUAUAAUACUGUUCACACCUGUGCUUUUUGAAGGUUGGGUUUUUUUAGUAACGAAAGUGGCCAAGCAGGCCAUCUGUUAAGACUUAUUGCAGAAAGCAGUGUUUCAAUUUUUGGUUACCACAUUUACAGGAAUGUGUUGCUUCUCACAGUUUAGACAUAUUCCUUCUUGUUUAUAAACAGUACAGGUUUUCACAAAUUUAAUUUUUUGUUGUUUUCCUUUUUUUUUUGAAAAAGCAUAUUUAUGCAUUGUAAAAAAAGCAGUCUAUUCUGUAAAAUUGUACAUAUCCCUGAUUCCUUACCAGUAUGUACUAAACUAAGUGUAAAAAGAACUACUCUGUCUUAUUUAUGUUUUGUUUACAUAAUGUAUAGUUUUUUAAGUAUUUUAGUAAUUUUGGACAAGUGUACUGUUUAGCAAUAAUGCAGAAAAAUCUGCAUGUAAUAAUAAACAAAGUUGCU